Molecule: messenger RNA, 549 nt
Organism: Suillus plorans
Lineage: Eukaryota; Fungi; Basidiomycota; Agaricomycetes; Boletales; Suillaceae
Exons: 3
Coding region: 1-549 (182 amino acids)
Molecular function (GO): protein binding
Source: RefSeq, a predicted model, not a curated record
AUGUCGUUACAGUUCUUGCCGUAUGAUCUUCUAUUCAAUAUCGCCCAGGAUCUUGAAAUCGAUGAUGUGCACAAUCUCCAGGCGGUCAGUACCCAUGACUUACUGGCUAGAUCCAGGCCACUUCCUCUCCACUCCUUCCAGCGCCUCUCUGAUCUUUCAACACCCGCGCUCAUUGCCGCUGUCGACCGUGCACGAGGUUUUGAGAAGGCGUGGGCAAUCCGCGCCCCUCGACCGGCUCGCCCAAAUCCCUACUACGGAAACCAGUGGUACAUCACUAUCAGCGUACCUUCUCAUGAGGAGAUCGAUUGGUUAUCUCCCAUCACCAGCAGCUACACACUCUGUGCGACUAAGAGCGGCCGUGUCUUAUGCUGGGAUGUGAGGAGGGAUAUCUGCCUUGCUGAGUGGGACCCGAGAGGGGAUGAAGAUGAAGACGAGGACGACGAGGAUAAAUGGGAGUUAUGGAAAUGUCGUGUCGAAUUCGAAGAGCGCACAGUAUAUUUCACCAUGGCCAGGGUUCUCAAGGGGUUGCCAGUUUUUCAUUUUCUUUGA